This is a messenger RNA of Pestalotiopsis fici W106-1, 1335 nucleotides long. RefSeq lists its product as uncharacterized. Lineage: Eukaryota; Fungi; Ascomycota; Sordariomycetes; Amphisphaeriales; Sporocadaceae. Gene Ontology annotation, molecular function: DNA-binding transcription factor activity, RNA polymerase II-specific; RNA polymerase II cis-regulatory region sequence-specific DNA binding. The transcript is spliced from 5 exons. The record is from RefSeq and is a predicted model, not a curated record. Bases 1 to 1335 code for a protein of 444 amino acids. Gene Ontology annotation, cellular component: nucleus. Gene Ontology annotation, biological process: regulation of DNA-templated transcription.
AUGGUAUCUUCUCCAGAGACUCGGAGCUCCACCUCAUCACUACCGCCCCACAAUCCAACCCUACCCACGACCAGACGUAUAUGGUCCAGGGAGGAAGAUGAAGCGCUGAUUGCUGCCGUCGCUCACUAUGGCACCAGUAGAGGGCAUCGUUCGAAUUGGCCUCGGAUCGCUGCUGCUGACUGCAGCAAACGCUGGUUCAACUCACUUGAUCCAGCAGUAAAGAAAGGCAAAUGGUCGCAAGAAGAGGACGACGCGCUACGCCGACUCUAUGCAGAACUUGGACCUAAAUGGAAAUCAAUUUCUCAACGUCUUCCGGGCCGUCAAGAGUAUCAGGUGGCCAAACGCUGGGGUGAUGUCUUAUCUCCUGAUUUGGCAUCCAAGGAGCCAUGGUCCCCACUCGAGGAUGCCCUGCUCCUCCAGCUAUACGAAACUCACGGGUCGAAAUGGUCCAUUAUUGCAGAAUCAUUGACUGGAAGAAGUCCUGUCGCCUGUCGAAACCGCUGUCGCAAAUAUCAUGGCCAGCCGCCUGCCAAACGAAACAAUGCUUCCCCCCGCACACUCGAUGUUGGAACAUCAAGUAAUCCGGAUCAAAGGUGCAGUCCUAUUCCCAAGGUAUCCACCACCACCACUGUACAGGAGACAUCAUCGAUGACGAGCACCACCACUGCUCCGCCAGUCGACCCCCCGAUGCCGAAUGAUCUAGAGAGUCCCAGGGACUGGCAAAUUGGGUAUCCUGUUUGUGAAUCAACACAAGCUGCUGAGAGCCCAACAGGCGAUCAGCUGCUCAACAGAUGGCUUGUCGACAUUGAGGCCGCCAUCACCAAGAAUGGCAUGGGUGAAGCACCACUAUUCGACACAGCAUCCUGGGAUCAGACCAGUACACAUAUCGAAAACUCUGAAUCGGCAGAACAGCUUCAUGCUCAGGAAAUAAACAUGAAUGAGGAAGUCAAUACAAUCACGACCGGGUCAACUUGUGACACGAAUGAUAAAAUGAUACAACUUGGCUUUUCCAACGUCGACUCGUCAAUACCAAUCACGACGCUCGAAGGCCAUUACAAUGUUCUGUCGCCUUCCAAUGAGGUGAUGGCUCGCGAGGUCUCCAUCUCAAGCGAUGCGAGAAAACCUCUGCUACCUCCAUCAACGCCGCGAGGACGGCCGACAACAUUAAUAAACCCAGUUGAUAACGUCUGGUCAUUGGCGUUGGCACUGCAGACGUCACAGACAUCGAUUCAUAUCAGCACCAAGCUGCUUCGUCGGCUUGUUCACGAUGCGGCGUAUACGCUAUGUGCGGCCGACACUAGUGAUGUAUCGGGUGAAGCGGUGGCGCAGCAAUAA